Molecule: messenger RNA, 10912 nt
Organism: Phyllopteryx taeniolatus (common seadragon)
Lineage: Eukaryota; Metazoa; Chordata; Actinopteri; Syngnathiformes; Syngnathidae
Product: phospholipid-transporting ATPase ABCA1-like
Exons: 49
Coding region: 209-7015 (2268 amino acids)
Biological process (GO): transmembrane transport; lipid transport
Cellular component (GO): intracellular membrane-bounded organelle; membrane
Molecular function (GO): ATP hydrolysis activity; lipid carrier activity; ATP binding
Source: RefSeq, a predicted model, not a curated record
GGCGGUGGAGGGGGGGGGAUGAACUACUGUUUGCAUUGACUCAGACACACAGAUGCAAGCUCCGCUAGGAAAGAGGAGUACCGUUUUUGUUGUAGUUUUGUUCAUUUUUAAUUGCCUCGGACCAGUCAUUCUGUUGAUGAAAAGGGAUAAAGAGAGAGGAUAAAGUGAGGAGCAGGAGCGUGCUCAGUGAGGUCGAGAAGAAAGCGUGAUGGCGGUCUUCACUCAACUGGGUUUACUGCUUUGGAAGAACUUCACCUACCGAAGAAGACAGACUAUUCAGCUGCUGAUUGAGAUUAUCUGGCCCCUCUUCAUCUUCUUCAUCCUCAUCUCAGUUCGAAUACACUAUCCACCGUAUGAGCAACAUGAAUGUCAUUUCCCAAACAAGGCCAUGCCUUCAGCAGGCACUCUGCCCUGGGUACAAGGAAUCAUUUGCAACGCCAACAACCCCUGCUUCCGAAACCCAACCCCUGGAGAGAGUCCAGGGGUUGUAGGCAACUUCAACGAUUCUAUAAUCUCUCGACUAUUUAUUGAUGCCAAGAAGGUCCUGCUGUACACCCAGAACGAUAAGAGCUACGAGGGCUACCAAGGGCUGCUGAGGGCCCUCCAUAAGAUGCAGAAGAACACUGCCCGUUUCAAACUGAAGGACUUUUUAAGGGACAACGAAACCCUCUCCCACUUCUUGCAUCACAACGCCUCACUUCCUCGCCACGCGUUAAAGCAGAUAGUGGAGGCUAAUGUCAAUCUGGAAAAGGUUCUGACGAAAGGAUUUGGCUUUCAUCUCAGAGACCUGUGUAACAUAACGCCUCUGGAGGAGUUUGUGCAUAUUGCUGAUCGCAAUGUUUCCCGUCUGACGCAAGAAAUCAUCUGCAAGUCCUCCAGGGACUGGCUGAACAAGGCCCAGAGUCAUUUCCUCUCCAACUUGGACUUCCUCAAGCCAAUUCGGAAGGAUGUAAAGUCUGAUCCCAAAGUUGUUCAGGAAGUCUCAGCUGCCACCGACUACCUUCUGGAGAGCCUGGGAGAGCUGGCCGUGGAGCUUGCCAGCAUGAAGAGUUGGAAAGAUCUGCGAAAGGAGAUCCUUUAUCUCACUGCAAAUGCCACGGGCUCUCCGAAUCAGAUGUACCAGGCUGUGUCACGUAUUGUCUGUGGCCACCCAGAAGGAGGCGGCCUCAAAAUCAAGUCUCUCAAUUGGUACGAGGAUAACAACUACAAAGCACUAUUUGGAAACCAUGGCAACGGCAGCGACAGCGAGCCCCUCUCUACCUAUGACAACACAUCCACUCCUUAUUGCAACACCAUGAUGCGGAGACUGGAGUCGAGCCCCAUUUCCAGGAUGAUCUGGAGAGCGCUGAAACCUCUGCUGGUGGGAAAGAUCCUGUACACCCCAGAUACUCCGGCCACACAGAGGAUAAUCCACGAGGUAAACAAGACCUUCCAGGAGCUCGGCCUGUUGAGGGACCUUGGUGGGAUGUGGGACGAGGUGAAGCCCAAAGUGUGGAACUUCAUGGAGAACAGUGAAGAAAUGGACUUGGUCAGGACGCUGCUCCAAAAUAACGCCAGUGCCACUUUCUUGAACACCCAACUCAGUGGGACUGAGUGGCAAGUGUCCGAUGUGUCGCACUUCCUUUCCAAAUCUUCAGCUGAGCCAAGAGCAGCAGGAUCAGCAUACACCUGGAGGGAUGUCUUCAAUGAAACUGACCAGGCCAUACAGACCAUCACCCGCUUCAUGGAGUGUGUGAACCUGGACAAACUGGAGCCAGUAGCAAACGAAGAGCGCAUGGUCAACAAAUCUAUGGAUCUCCUUGACAACCAGAAGUUCUGGGCAGGGAUUGUGUUCCCUGACAUCACCCAUAGCAACAGCUCUGACUUGCCUCCCAACGUCAAUUACAAAAUCCGCAUGGACAUUGAUAAUGUUGAGAGGACCAACAAGAUCAAGGAUGGCUACUGGGACCCCGGUCCCAGGGCAGACCCUUUUGAGGACUUGCGGUACAUCUGGGGCGGAUUCUCCUACCUGCAGGAUGUGAUUGAACAGGGAAUCAUCCGAGCUGUGACAGGCACCAAGGAAAAAACUGGCAUCUACAUUCAGCAGAUGCCUUACCCCUGCUACGUAGACGACAUUUUCUUGCGGGUGAUGAGUCGAUCAAUGCCUCUUUUCAUGACGUUGGCAUGGAUGUACUCGGUGGCCAUCAUCAUCAAGGGAGUGGUCUACGAGAAGGAGGCCCGGCUGAAGGAGACCAUGAGGAUCAUGGGACUGAACAACGGCAUCUUGUGGCUCAGCUGGUUCAUCAGCAGUUUGAUUCCAUUGCUGAUCAGCGCCAGCUUAUUGGUCAUGUUGUUGAAGAUCGGCAACCUGCUGCCUUACAGCGACUCAGGCGUGGUCUUUCUUUUCCUGAGCUCCUUCGGCGUGGUAACCAUCAUGCAGUGCUUCCUUAUCAGCACAUUGUUCUCUCGUGCCAACUUGGCAGCUGCCUGUGGUGGAAUAAUCUAUUUCACCCUCUACCUGCCCUACGUGCUGUGUGUUGCCUGGCAAGACUACGUGGGAUAUGGAGCAAAACUUGUUGUGAGCCUGCUGUCUCCUGUAGCUUUUGGAUUUGGCUGUGAGUACUUGUCCCUGUUUGAGGAGCAAGGUGUGGGAAUCCAGUGGUCCAACUUGCUGGCGAGCCCCCUGGAGGAGGACAGCUACAACCUGACCACCUCCAUCUGUCUCAUGCUCUUUGAUGCUGUGCUCUAUGGAGUAAUGACAUGGUACAUAGAAGCUGUGUUCCCUGGCCAAUACGGAAUCCCCAGGCCUUGGUAUUUCCCUUUCACUAAGACAUACUGGUGUGGCGAGAAGCAGAACAAGAACAUCUCGACUCCUCUGUCCAAGAAAGGCAACGCUGAUGCCGUGUGCAUAGAGGAGGAGCCAAGCCACAUAGAUCCAGGUGUUUACAUUGAGAAUCUGGUGAAAGUCUACAGUCACGGAAACAAGCUGGCAGUGGAUGGUCUCUCCCUGAGAUUCUAUGAAGGGCAGAUCACCUCCUUCCUGGGUCACAAUGGAGCUGGCAAGACCACAACAAUGUCAAUCCUAACAGGGUUGUUCCCGCCCACUUCAGGAACGGCCUACAUCCUAGGCAAAGAUAUUCGCUCGGAGCUCAGUACCAUCAGGCAGAAUCUGGGUGUCUGCCCACAACACAAUGUGCUUUUCAGCAUGCUGACUGUGGAAGAGCACAUCUGGUUCUAUGCUCGCCUGAAGGGACUGCCAGAGGAUAUUGUGAAGGCCGAGAUGGAACAAAUUGUCAAUGAUGUCGGAUUGCCUCAUAAGCGACAGUCACGCAGCAGCACACUUUCUGGUGGGAUGCAGCGGAAACUGUCAGUAGCCUUGGCUUUUGUUGGGGGCUCAAAGGUUGUGAUCUUGGAUGAACCCACUGCUGGUGUUGACCCUUAUGCACGGAGGGGCAUCUGGGACCUGCUUCUUAAAUACCGACAAGGCCGCACCAUCAUCCUGUCCACCCAUCACAUGGAUGAGGCUGACAUCCUGGGUGACCGCAUCGCCAUCAUCUCCCACGGCAAGCUAUGCUGUGUCGGGUCCUCGCUCUUCCUAAAGACCCAACUGGGCACCGGCUACUACCUGACCUUGGUCAAGAGAGACUACGAUCUGGCACUUCAGUCCUGCAGGAAUUCUGCAAGCACUGUCUCUUACAGCAAGAAAGCUGAGAAGGAGGAUAGUGUGUCUGAGAGCAGUUCUGAUGCAGGCCUUGGCAGUGAACCAGAAAGUGAAACUACCACCAUCGAUGUUUCCCUCAUCUCCAACGUGAUUUUCAAGCAUGUCUCAGAGGCUCGCCUGGUGGAGGACCUCGGACACGAGCUCACCUAUAUCCUGCCCUAUCAUUCCGCUAAAGAUGGAGCCUUUGUGGAGCUCUUCCACGAGCUUGAUGACCGUCUCACCUACCUGGGAAUAUCAAGCUAUGGAAUAUCAGACACCACCCUAGAGGAGAUUUUCUUGAAAGUUGCUGAGGACAGUGGAGUUGAUUCUGUGGAACUUUCAGAUGGAGUGGUGCCUACGAGGACACGGCGCCGCCAUGCAUUUGGAGACCAUCAGAGCUGCUUGAAGCCCUUCACCGAAGAUGACUUUGAUUUCAAUGACUCUGAAGAGUCCCGUGAGACUGACUGGCUCAGUGGCAGUGAUGGCAAAGGCUCAUACCAGGUCAAAGGCUGGAGUCUGAAGCGACAGCAGUUUGUGGCACUACUCUGGAAAAGAUUCCUCUAUGCUCGGCGUUCAAGGAAAGGCUUUUUUGCACAGAUUGUCCUCCCAGCUGUGUUUGUGUGUAUUGCACUGGUGUUCAGCUUAAUUGUUCCUCCAUUUGGAAAGUACCCCAGCCUGGCUCUGCAUCCCAGCAUGUAUGGAGAGCAGUUUACCUUUGUCAGUAAUGACAUACCCGAGGACCCUCAUACCAACAAACUACUGGGAGCUUUAACAGACAAACCAGGAUUGAGAACACGCUGCAUAGAAGGAGAAUCCAUUUUGGACACUUCGUGUGCCUCCGUGGAGGAUGAGUGGUGGGUUCCGCAAGUAGCUCAAAGUGUGAAGGACAUGUUCGACAACGGCAACUGGUCCAUGGAGAAUCCAUCGCCUCUGUGCGAGUGCAGCUGCGAGGGGCGCAAAAGGAUGCUGCCUGAAUGUCCAGCUGGUGCAGGGGGCCUUCCACCUCCACAGAUGAAGCUCAGCGACAAAGAGACUCUUCAGAAUUUGACAGGGAAAAAUGUGUCAGAUUAUCUGGUGAAGACCUAUGCUCAGAUUAUUGGCAAAAGCCUGAAGAACAAGAUUUGGGUCAACGAGUUUAGAUAUGGUGGCUUCUCACUUGGUGCCAGGGCCUCUCAGCUUCCAGCCCAGAGAGACGAGAUCAAUGAGGCAAUUGCUCAAGUGCGCCGGCGCUUCCGUCUGGAAAGGGGAGCUGCAGCAGAUCGGUUCUUCCGCAGUCUCUCCAACUUCAUUCAAGGAUUAGACACCAAUAAUAAUGUCAAGAUCUGGUUCAACAACAAGGGCUGGCACAGUAUUGGCUCUUUUCUGAAUGUGAUGAACAAUGGCAUCCUUCGAGCAAGUCUGCCACCUGGAGAAGACCCCGCCAAAUUUGGUAUCGCUGCCUAUAAUCAUCCCCUCAACCUCACCAAGGAGCAGCUGUCACAAGUUGCCUUAAUGACGACAUCGGUGGAUGUGCUGGUGUCCAUCUGCGUGAUAUUCGCCAUGUCCUUUGUACCUGCCAGCUUUGUUGUCUUCCUCAUCCAAGAGAGGGUGAACAAAGCCAAACACUUGCAGUUUAUCAGCGGAGUACAACCUUUCCUCUACUGGCUGGCCAACUUUGUUUGGGACAUGUGUAACUACAUUGUCCCCGCCACAUUGGUUAUCAUCAUUUUCAUCUGCUUCCAACAAGAUGCUUACGUCUCCUCCACCAACCUGCCUGUGCUGGCCUUGCUGCUGCUGCUGUAUGGAUGGUCGAUUACACCUCUCAUGUACCCAGCCUCAUUCUUCUUUAAGAUACCCAGCACGGCCUACGUGGUUCUGACCAGUGUCAACAUACUGAUUGGAAUAAAUGGCAGCGUGUCCACGUUUGUACUGGAGCUGUUUGGAGGCAAUGAGAUUGGUGGGAUCAAUGACAUCCUGAAGAACGUAUUCCUCAUCUUCCCUCACUUCUGUCUGGGGCGAGGAUUGAUCGACAUGGUGAAGAAUCAAGCAAUGGCUGAUGCUUUGGAGAGAUUUGGGGAAAACCGUUUCCGUUCCCCUCUGGCCUGGGACAUGGUGGGAAAGAACCUCUUUGCAAUGGCCAUCGAGGGAGUCAUCUUCUUCAGCAUCACCGUCCUUAUCCAGUAUCGUUUCUUUAUCAAGGCCAGGUCAUCAUCCAGUCACCUGAAGCCAAUUGGAGAAGAGGAUGAAGAUGUGGCCAGAGAACGACAGAGAAUCCUCAGUGGAGCAGGACAAACGGACAUUUUGGCGCUUCGUCAGCUCACUAAGAUAUAUAAGCGGAAACAGAAGCCUGCCGUGGACCGGCUCUGUGUUGGCAUUCCUCCAGGCGAGUGUUUUGGUUUGCUGGGAGUCAAUGGAGCAGGGAAAACUAGUACGUUCAAAAUGCUGACAGGUGAUUCAGUGGUUACCAGUGGAGAGGCCUACCUGGCAGGCAAGAGUGUAACGACAGAAAUAGAUGAGGUGCAUCAGAACAUGGGCUACUGUCCGCAGUUCGAUGCCAUCAAUGACCUGCUGACGGGACGAGAGCAUCUUGAGUUCUACGCCAUUCUCAGAGGUGUUCCUGAGAAGGAAGUGUGUGAGGUGGCAGAAUGGGGCAUUCGCAAGUUGGGUUUGGUCAAGUAUGUUGACAAAUCAGCAGGUAGCUACAGUGGAGGCAACAUGAGAAAACUGUCCACUGCCAUCGCUCUCAUAGCAGGACCACCUGUUGUUUUCCUGGAUGAACCUACAACAGGCAUGGACCCGAAAGCACGGCGUGCCCUGUGGAACGCCAUACUGAGCAUCAUCAAAGAGGGACGAUCUGUUGUCCUGACCUCACACAGCAUGGAGGAGUGUGAAGCACUUUGCACCAGGAUGGCCAUUAUGGUCAAUGGCAGGUUCCGCUGUCUGGGGAGUGUACAGCACCUGAAGAGCAGGUUCGGAGAUGGUUACACCAUCAUCCUGAGGGUGGCCGGACCGGAUCCAGACCUCAGGCCGGUGAUGGAUUUCAUCGAGCGGGAACUUCCCGGCAGUACACUGAAAGAGAAGCACCGCAACAUGCUUCAGUACCAGCUACCCUCCUCCCUCACCUCCCUCGCACGCAUCUUCUCCCUGCUGGCCACCAACAAGGAGGCACUCAGGAUAGAAGACUACUCUGUCUCUCAGACCACACUAGACCAAGUGUUUGUAAAUUUUGCCAAGGACCAAAGUGACGAGGACCACUUGAAAGACAUCCACCUGAGCAAACGAGACGCGGUGGUCAUGGACAUUUCCCAGCUCAACUCUUUCCUCAUGGACAACAAGACCAGGGAGAGCUGUGUCUGAUUCCUCCAUGCCACCAGUGGAUGUCGCUACAAGUCACUCGUGACUUCCACCACAGAUAAUCUGUACCACACAAUCUGAAGCGGGAGACACGCUAUGUUCACUUUAUUUUGUUCUCAUUUGUGGUCUUUUUUUAAAUUUUAAUUGUCUCAGUGGACCUGCUGUUAAGCGCACAGCCUCUGAAGAUAUGACGAGGCAGAGACUGCAGGUUUGUGAAACACUGAAUUCAAUGCGAAUCAAUGCAAGAAAUCUAUAUAUUUAAAACGAGAGCAUACUUGAGUGGGGGUUGGAGACUGGUGCUUCUCCUUCACAAUGGACACUUGAAGUGGGGUUGUCAUGCUUUGUUUGACUGAAAAAGUAGCCGUGCUACUCUCUCAGAGGAUGUCUAAUUGAAAGCCCAUUCCAAAAAGUAGCAAGCUACUUUGGAAAACAAAAGAAGAAUGUUCCGAUCAUUCACUGCCAACUGCAAAAGGAGUUAAAGGACUUUAAAAAAACUUAUUCAGGGUCAAAUCUCUUCGUUACCGGGAGCAGUUUUAUAAUACAGAAUGUCGCUCAAACAGUCCAACACACUUCAAGGGAGGAACACGAAAUUUUGUGACACUUUUUUCUAAUUUAAUUAGAUAAGUCGUAACUUUGUUGUACUUUCCUUUGAAUAACAGUUGAUGGAUAACAUUGUAUUUUUUAUUUUUUGUUCCUCAUGUCAUGACUUAGUUCAUCACAGUGCCUAUUGUAUAUGGUGAAGGGGGAGGUCAUGUGAGCACUCCAUUAACAACAACAGCAGCAUCUACAUUGGCUGGAAAGGGAUGCACGUGUAGGGAUGUAUAAGACCAUUUGCCAAUGCACAAAAAAGAGCGAGGAGAAAAAGAAAAAAGAGCCCUACCUUGUUAAAAACAAGAACAAAAAAAAAGAUGUUUCUUGAUGUUGAUACAAAAUGCUACAAUGUUAUCUUUUUACUAGCCCCCGCCAACUUGGACUUCCUUAAGUGAAAGCUGAAGGUGGAUGAACAAUAUGGACUGUGAGAUGUUGAAGAGGAAUAUUGCAUGCUCUCCUUCGCUUGGACGUACACUCGUGGAGUAUCAGCACUAUAUUGUGGGUGUGGCGAAGCUUGCAGACUGCUUCGUUGUUGGAUUUUUGGAACAUCUUGCACACGAGGGUACGGAAUCCAAAUGAGGAACCUGAUUAGUGCAAUGGGGAAAAGUCAAAAAGUAGGACUCAUACAUGCUAGGUGACAGUUGUUCUUCCUCUGCUUUCCUUGUGAUGGAACUAAAUACGGUCAAUGUUAUGUACAGUAGAAUUGGUGUGACGGUCACACAAAAAUAAGUAACAGUUUUGUGCCAAAUUAAGUUUAAUGUAUCAACCAGUAGAAUGUUGAUGAGGCAACUGUUUUGUACAAUAUAAGGCUGUGCUUUCAUGUCACUUCAUUUUCCAUUAGGUCAAUUCAAGCAAAUUAUCGUGCAAAAUAUUUUACUCUAUAAUGAAAAGUUGCCAAACUCAAAUAUUAACUGUGCUGCCAUGACUGGACUCAAUCAGGGACCACUGCAAUAGAAUUAGUGUUCUGACCAAAUACAUACAAUUAGAACCAUGAUUGAAAUUGAAAACUGGUGCUCAAUAUUCAGUAACAUUUUAGAAAGGGUUUCUGAACAGCUCUGGAAUCGUUAGAAAGCUGUUGUGGACCCCCAGUAUAGCUUAAAGACAUUGACCAGAACACCAAAAGAGAAAUGCACUGCAUAAGCACAUCAAAACCUAAUUUUGAAAGGUGAUCUUAGAAAUGAGUGCUUGACAGAAAAAGUCAAAUUGUGAUCAGUGAAAUCGAGAGAUAGUGAUAAAGUGGUGAUUUUUUUUCCCCUGUUUUGCUCAAUAUUACUAUUCGUUUACAUUUUUUUCAAGUAUUAAACAACAGCUGUUUGAGUCUGUUACCCAUUGUGUGCAGUAACUCUUAAAAUAAAGUUCAUACAUUGUGGAGAAAAAAAAGACCUUUUUUUGGAGGGUGAGGGGUGGAGGGCUGGGGGAUUACAACGUAAAUUGUGUAGGAUGAACUUGUCUAUUGUCAUAUGUGGAAUUUGACUUGGAUUUGUAUUUUCAUCACAGUAAAAUGCUCACACACGCCAUAUUCAUAUGGCUUUGUUUUACAAAAUAUUCUAUUCAUGCCAUUUUUUAUAUCCUUUAUUGGGAAAGAUGUAGUAAUUACAAAUAAUAAUUCCAGACUGUUAAUUCUAAACUAAACCUAAUAUACACAUUGGAUGUGUUAUUCCCUUGUAAGUCUUUUACUUAAAACUGUAAAUUUCACAUUAGUCUUCUGAUAGGAGUGAUUAGAAUUUAUAAUGUAUACAGUCAAAACCUCCAAUAGGCCUCUAAACAACGUCAAUUCAAGCUCCAGUGAGAGGGAGACUUGUUUGGUACACGGUCCCAUCACAGCUGGUCCUGAUGAGUGCACAUUUGGCAAAAGCAUCAAUUUGGCUGUGCUGAAUGUGCGCCCUUCCCAAAACAAAACAUUCAUCAUAAAUGACCUGGUCAUUGACAGUAAACUAGAUAUUAUAUUACUAACAGAGACAUGGCUUGGCACUGAUGCAUCAAUUGUUAUCACCGAGGCCAGCCCACCAAAUUGUAGAUUUUUAUUCUUUACAAGUUGGGUUAGGAUGGGAGAGGCAGUACUGCAUCACUCAAGGAAACACUUCACCCAAAUGAGAUACAUUUUUGUUUUGUUUGUUUUUUUUUUUUUACACCUAUACAUCAUUUUGAUUACCAUACCUUUGUUUUUAGCAGCCCGUGUUUAUUACUGUGUGUAUUUUAACAUCGCCGGUGUUAAUACUCGGAAGGCUCCGGUGAUGAAACAUUACCGGUCGUCUGAAGUGGCUAAACAUUUUAUUGAGAUUUUACAGAGCACUCCUGCUGACAUUCUUCCUGCUCCCUGCGAUUUUACUGUUGAUAAUUUUAACACAAAACUAAAGUCAACUUUGGACUCAGUCGUUCCCCUUUUAUCAAAAAUAAUACAACUAAAACGCACGCUAUCGUGGAUAGUGGCUAACGAAAUCAAAAAAUUAAAAUGUAAUUGCAUGCAGGGCCGGCUAGGGCGCCGUCCUCUGGAGGGGCGCACAGUCAGCGCCCUCCUCCUCGGGAAAAAUAUUUUAAUAAAAUCAUCAAAUAAUUUGUGACGUCUACUUUGCAUUUCUGUCUUGAAAACAACAAAUAAAAUGACAAAAUAAACUCAAUUAGCUGUGUUUGUCACUUGUCAAGCCACGUCACAUGACGUGGGGGCGCAACUCAAGUCAGCGAACGAGACUGCGGUCAAGGCAGCCUCCACUCGAAAAGUAUCAGUCAAGCCAGCCGCCCCUAAUUUUGUUGAUACGAAGCAUUACGGUAAUAGGUCGCCAACUCGCGGCGAAAGCCACCUUCAAAAUAAAAGCUUCCAAAUAAUACAGACGAAAGUGCUCUUCGGUUAAGGAAUGCAACUAGCAAAGUUAAUUUGAAUCUUGAGAUACAUUACAUACAUACAUACAUUAAACAAUUACUUUAUUUGAUAUCUUAGGAAAAAUAAAUGGCAAUGGACAACACUUAUAUAGCGCUUUAUCUACAUCAUCACAGUGGCCAAAGCGCUUUACAAAGACUCAUAUUCACACACGCAUUCAUUAACCAAUGGGCGACUGCUGCCAUGCAAGGCGCUGCCAUGCCCACUGGGAGCAAAUUAGGGUUCAGUGUCUUGCCCAAGGAAACUUCGACAUGCGGACAGUCGUAGCAGGGAUUCGAACCUGUUCUACCGACUGAGCCAAAGCUACCCCAACAUAAUCCCAUUGGUAUCGCAAGACAAGUCCAGAUCUGUGUGACAGACCACCAAGGACUCCAUGAAGAGGUUUGAUGAAGAUCUGAUAUUGUAUUUCAAAAUAAAAAUCUCUGAAAAAUGCA